Molecule: messenger RNA, 567 nt
Organism: Manis pentadactyla (Chinese pangolin)
Lineage: Eukaryota; Metazoa; Chordata; Mammalia; Pholidota; Manidae
Gene: NCR2
Product: natural cytotoxicity triggering receptor 2
Cellular component (GO): cell surface
Molecular function (GO): signaling receptor activity
Source: RefSeq, a predicted model, not a curated record
AUGGCAGGGCAAACACUCUUUGUGAGGUGCCAGUACCCACCCAAGGGCUGGCCCUGUGAGGGGAAGGGCUGGUGUAAGGAGAUUUCUCUGUUCAAGUGCUCCAGGCUAAUCACAAGUUCCAUUCCCCACACACUGGUUCAGGCCUCUGGAUUCUCAAGACGGGACAACUGUGCUGGCUUCUUCACUGUCACCAUGACCAGUCUGCAGGAGGAAAGCUCAGGAUGCUCCUGGUGUAGAACCUACCCCACUUCCAGCAGCUCCAUCUCUAGGUCCAUCUCCAGACCUGGCUCAGGGAGCUGCAGACAGAGGCUGCCACCCCACCUGUCCUUCUCCCUUUUCAUCCCUCCUCUGUCCUGCACCCUCCACUCUGGCCCUGCAGCCCCCCAGGCUCUGGUCCCCAUGCUCUGUGGACCCCUCAUGGCCAAGAGCCUGGUGCUGUCAGCCCUGCUUGUCCAGAAUGCCCACCCAGAGCCACUGUCCCAGGACGCCGCCUGGUCCAAAGUCCUGAGGAAGACAGAUGUGCGCAGGAGAGGCAGUCACAAGCUCUGGGGAGAAGGGGACGUGUGA